CACACACGGAGACAUCACAGAAGGACAGCGGCUCUGCGAUGCCGCUGAACAACGGCAACACCGUGGCCGUGGAGAGACGCAUGGAUCUGGCCUCGCUCUUCUGCAUGAUCGGGCGCCAUGGUCCCGCCGUGGCUCUGGCUCUCGUAGCCGUGGGCUCGCUGCUGGCGGGUUUCAUCAUCUACCGGGCCGUGAAGGGGAAGCGGAGGAAGGCCACAGCCGCCGACGGCGACGGCAAGAGCCCCGGAGACGAGAGAGACACACCGGCGAUCCAGCCGAGCUCCGUGGAGUCAACAGAUGUGAGUGAUGAAGGCUCAUCAGAUGUGAAGGAGGAUAUUGAUCCGAGUCGGAGUGAUCUGAUAAUCAGGCACCGCCGUGCGGCUGAGAAGGCACCUCCGCCUUAUUCUCCCCCUAAGAGUGACGUCCGCACACCAGACAACAAGCACACUACCUCAGAUGAGACCGGCGAAGCGGCAGUCGAGUGGGACUCUUACAACGCAGCAGAGACGUGUGCAGACAAGGCCAACUGGAGCCAGCAGAGUGAUACUAGCGCGGUGGCUGAAAUGGUGCUGGAGCAUGCCGCUGAUGGCCAUCAGGGUGAAACUGAUGACACGAUCAAGGAUGUGUUGGAAGAGACCCAUGAUAAGGACAGCUGCUGCAAGGAACCUGAGCCGAAUAAUGAAGAGAAGGUGUUGAAAGCAGAAGACGAGGAUGGGACCACGGACCUGGACGAUUCUGACCAGACCACCAGACCACAGGAUGAAAACUUUCCGUGUGCUUUGACCAAUCGGGUGUUUUUGGAUAAAAAACCUCCUAUGAGUGAAAACGGUGAUGACGACGGCAAUAAUUCCCUCUCUCCAGAGGAGGAAAAGAAAAAUGGUAGUGAGGAGGCAGGAGAGGAGUGUGUAGACCAACAAGCUGAGAUCUGGUCCUCAACAUCUGAACAAGAAACAAGCUGGCAGGGGCAGCGUGAUCAGGAGACGGACAAGGUGACGCCGCCAAUUCGGGAUUGCGAUGGGGAUGAAGAUGACGGUCUGGCAGGUGAAACGAUUAAAGAAGUUGUAGAUGAAGACCAUUUGAAAAUACUCGCAGCUGUCAAAUUUGACGCCCGUUCGCCACAGUUUGACGAACAAGAUGUGGAGAUUGAACAAAAGGAGGAAAAUGGUCUUAAGUGUGGUCGAGAGGACGGCGUUCUUCACGAUGAUCAAGUAAAAGAGAAAAUGCUGACUGGUGUCAACAUGGUCGCCUGUAGUGAAGAACCUGACGGUUCAAGCGUGGCACCCAGCCCUGCUCUGCCCUGUUUGAGCGCCCCCAUAAAGGCUGUUAAUCACGACAACGGUCUGUCAGGUAUCACCACUGAUGCAAAAGCUCAAAUCUCAGGCAUUGCAGAAUUCUCCGACUUGUCAUCAGAUCGUCCACACCCACAGAAAGCAGAUAAAAUGGCUCCAGCUUUGUAUGGAGACACACAUUCUACUACUAUUCUUGGACCUAAAAUGCCAUCACAUGAGACAGAAAAUCAGCCUGCAAACAAUGUAAAUGGCACAGCGGUGGUGUUGGCUGAAGAACCCAGUGACCAAGUGCAUGUCCCUCAUGUUAAAUCUUGCUGCGAAGACGAACAAAGUGUCCAAACCAUAAGACGUGACACGUUUGACGCUGCUGCUCCUCAAAUAGUUGGCUGUGAUGGUGAAAACCUUACCGCCUCUGUAAUGGCUGAAGUUUUCAAUAAGGCGAGUGUUGCUGCUGAUUCUGGUACAGUUAACGGAACUAAAAUAUCUUGUCCCCUGCCAUCCACUAGCCAAGACCAGCAUAGUGGCCACAUGGAAAUUAAUGAAACCUUUGAAAAGUUGAGGGUCAAUUCCACUACUGAAGCAGCUGCUUGCGAUAAUGCUAGCUGCACUGCACUUUCAACGUCUGUAGAGAUAUCCCAUCCUGACAUAUCGUCUUUGGAGGAAUUGGAGUUUAGGGAUGACACAUCAUCUGCUGGUGUUGGUGAAGAGAGUGGGAUUUCGAGCAUGGCGGUCAGCCCUGAUGCUGGGAAUGAGUUUGAAAAUACGGUGCUUCCGGCGAUCGGGCUUUACCCUUCACAUCACACCCAGCCACCCCACAGCGAGCGCACAGGUUGGACUAAUAAUGAAUCAUCUGCAGCCGACAAGGACAUGCUAGGUCAUGAGGUCGAGGAUAGAUACCACAGAGGGAUGGAUCAGUUCAUGGCGCAGGUUGUAGACAGCGUUACUAGCUUCACCAAUGACCUGGAAAAGCACAAGGAUGUGAACGUUGUUGUAGAGGUUAAAGAGAAGGAAGCAGGAGAAAGUGCUAAAAAGGAGGAGGAAAACAAUGCAGAGAAGGAGAUGGAAGAGGACAAUGAAGUGACUGAAAUCAGUAUCAUGGAGGCAACUAUGGACCAUAAUGAAUGGAUUAUGGAUGGUAACUACCAAGCCAUUCCCUGGAUGAAUCUUUCUGCACCGUCUUUUGCCCAAAACGAUACAAAAACCAACCAGCUUCCCUCUGAAGAGUACCAACGCAGCUCUGCAGUCACCGACUCCGCUUGCAUCGAUGCAACAGACAUCCCACCUUCCACGGAAGUCAAACAAACCAGCAUUCUCUCCCUUGGCGACGAAAACACGGAAAAUAAAAAGAUUGUGGCGGUUCAGCCCAUGCCCCAGCACGUCGACGUGACCUUUCGCAUCCAUUAUGUCACCCAGUCGCCAUACCAGACGGUGGCUGUCACGGGGAACCAGCAGGAGCUGGGGAACUGGAAGGAAUUCAUCCCGCUAGAGAGGGCCAAGGACGGGCACUGGUCCACGGUGGUCAGCUUGCCCGCGGAGAUCCACGUGGAGUGGAAGUUUGUGGUGGUGGACAAGGGGGAGGUGUGUCGCUGGGAGGAAUGUGGCAACCGCCUCCUUGAUACGGGCAACGAAGACAACCUGCUGGUGCACAAAUGGUGGGGACGCCUGUAAGAGGUGAGGUGCGAGCCAGAUUGAGAGUGGCGUGUGCAGUAAGCUUUGGAACUGGAUACUGAACCAGAUAGAAACCAAGACCCAGGGUAGACUAAAAAUCACACACAGUCAUUUAUUAGGGGUGUAAUGCUUCACUGGUGUCACCAUACGAUUAUCCAGUCAACAAAUUGGAAUUGAUUCAAUACCACGAUGCGUCACCACCUCAGUAUUGUUAUAUAUAUUGCUAUGGUUUUCAUUAAAGCAGUCAGGUAUAUAUGAACUCACAUUUUUUUUGCAUCCACUUCAAAAAAAGAGAAAAAAAGAAGACCCUUUCUGAAUGUAGCGGCAUCUUAACACAAUAGACAGCUACCAGAAAAAUCAAUAAGCAACAUCAAGA
This is a messenger RNA of Etheostoma spectabile (orangethroat darter), 3330 nucleotides long. It is a transcript of the gene stbd1, whose product is annotated as starch binding domain 1. The record is from RefSeq and is a predicted model, not a curated record. Gene Ontology annotation, molecular function: starch binding; glycogen binding. Gene Ontology annotation, cellular component: membrane. NCBI's taxonomy places the organism in Eukaryota, Metazoa, Chordata, Actinopteri, Perciformes, Percidae.